This is a messenger RNA of Acromyrmex echinatior (Panamanian leafcutter ant), 434 nucleotides long. RefSeq names its product dynein, axonemal, intermediate chain 2. Gene Ontology annotation, cellular component: outer dynein arm. Gene Ontology annotation, biological process: cilium movement; outer dynein arm assembly. Lineage: Eukaryota; Metazoa; Arthropoda; Insecta; Hymenoptera; Formicidae. Gene Ontology annotation, molecular function: dynein light chain binding; dynein heavy chain binding. The record is from RefSeq and is a predicted model, not a curated record.
GUCAACUUGUCUUACGCUUAGCAAGAACAUUUCAUCCUGUUUUUAAUUCUGCGAUUCUUUGCAACUACAUAACAAAAAGAGAUAUGUAUACGAUGAAUCCCGUGAAGAAUUCGCAGCUUGAUUUAUCAAUAUUGUUCCAAUUUUCACGACAUAAACAAAGGCGGAUAUUAGGACAGUAUUUAUUUCCGUUGGUUUAUAACAUAUACCCGAAUUUUAUGCCUGACAAGCUCACAGAUAUCCUAUUAGAUAUCAAUUCUCUUGGAGUAUUAAUAUCUAUGCUAAAUGAUCCGGAAUUGUUCCAUCUCAAACUCAACGGUGCUAUCAACGUGCUUCAAACUUAUUAUGCUAUGAAAAGUAACAUCGAGGAACCACAAGAUCGAAAUCAUCUGUAUAUACAUCGUGAUGCUUAAAUUUGCUUGUUUAACGCCGAGAUA